This is a messenger RNA of Capronia epimyces CBS 606.96, 2292 nucleotides long. RefSeq lists its product as uncharacterized. The coding region runs from base 1 to 2292 and encodes 763 amino acids. The transcript has 3 exons. The record is from RefSeq and is a predicted model, not a curated record. Lineage: Eukaryota; Fungi; Ascomycota; Eurotiomycetes; Chaetothyriales; Herpotrichiellaceae.
AUGCCGGCCACGGCCAAUUACCACUCGAUGGACCCUUCUCCAACCCACUUGACGGAUCACCACGGUCUUGUAAUGGCGGCUUCAUCCACAAACGAUACUAUUGAUACCUCACCAGACGUCUCUCCCCCGUUUAGUUGUGCAUCUCCUGUGGCCACGCCGGGCGCGUCGCUUCACGGUCUCUCAAGCACGUCAGCCGCCCACGCGAACCCUGCGCCAACGGACCUGACCGAGAAGCAAAGGCCACCAUCAAAGAUCUAUGCUCCCAAAGAAGCCGGUCGGUGGCCCCGACUGGUUGCAGAUAGGUGGUGGUUGGAACUCGGCGCGGCCUUGGUCAGCCUCGGCGGGAUAUUCAGCAUCUUUGGGGUGCUCAUGGCUUACGACCAAAAGCCGGUGCCUCGUCUCGUCAAAGGAAUCACGCUGAACGCUGUCAUCUCUUUCCUGGCCACGAUCUCACGCACGUCCAUCCUGAUGAGUGUGGGAACAUCACUCUCGCAAUGUAAAUGGCUCUGGUUCAAGAAGCGGCGCAACCUAGUAGACCUACAGAACAUGGAUAAUGCAAGUAGAGGCCCUCUCGGAUCGGUCCUCAUGCUUUUCAGCUUUCGUGGCGGUGUCAUAGCCUAUCUCGCCGCAGUCGUCAUGGUCGGCGCCCUAGGCUUCGAGCCAUUUGUUCAACAGUUACUCACUAUUCAGGACAGGGUGGUCCCGAUAGCAUCUGGUGGCAUUCACAUCAACUCCACCACUUCCAUGACAGAGGACAUCGUCACAGCAAUCGAGGACUACCCUGAGACGGACGCACAGAUUACAGCUGCUAUGCUGGCACAUGUGCAACAAAAGGAAGAGACCGAACUUGUUUCAGCAGCUCGGGCAUUGAUUCGACGCAGAAAUUUGCAACGCUCGACUUCCAAUGCAACAUCACAAGCCGCGGUCUCUCCUUUGGAAGCGACCUGUCCAAGUGGGAACUGUGCCUGGCCGAACUACUACACGCUGGACAUGUGCGCGAGAUGUCAAAACGUGACGAAGACGACGUCGGUGAAGAAUCUGUCGCCGAAUGCGGCCAACCUCGCCGGCAUGGUAUCCGCUGCUCGCCAAAACAAACAGGACGGAAGUGUCGUCUCCAGCUCUUCCUUCGAGUGGGAGAUCAUCCCUAGGAAGGGCUACAGCGUCAGAGUCAACUCCACCAUCUCGGCUUUCGUCGACAGUGAGAACCCGGACGGUGAUCCUGAUGAGGUUGAAUAUUCCGGAGAUAUGGUGCGCAAAAUUGUAUGGCCUCUCAAUGUGAUGGUGCCUGUAGGCGGGUUUUUGAACACUACGGAUUGGACACCACAAAGCUUCGCCGGGGUCGAGGGCCCCGUGGUGGCGCUGGGCUACGCCGAGUUUGGACUCAACUCGCAGACUGCACUACCAUUUCUGAACAAUUCCCUCGAGUGUGCCCUCACGUAUUGUGUCAACGAGUACGAUAGGUCGGUCGUUGAAGGUAACUUGGUGUCCAACGUCCUCUCCACCCAGUAUGGUGCAAUCAUAGGCCAUUCAGGGACUAUUUACGAUCUGAGCUGGUCCGCCAAAGUGAACGGCACCGAGUUUACCGUCGAGCCAUUCAUGUACGGCGCUGGCAUGGACACUCUGGCCCGCGCGAUGGUGGGCCGUACUACCUAUUCUAUCUCCGGCAAUUGCCUAGAAAAAAACAAUUGGCGGUGCAGCGAUACACCAGGUUUCUCACUGGAAGGCAACUAUUCCAGUGUGAAGUGGGAAGGAAUCGACCUCGUAGACGACUUCUCUCUGGUCGUUUCGAACGCCAAUUCCAUCGUCAGUGAUGUAGUCCAACAGUAUGGUAAUUUGUCGGUCGCCGGACACAAUACCACCACCAAGUCCUUUGUCGUGGUUCGAUGGCCGUGGAUUACUUUACCGUUGGCGAUUGUCCUUCUAGGAAUGCUUACAUUGGGCAUCACCAUCUGGGAGACGCAUCAUUUGGGAGGGCCGUCGUGGAAAUCGUCGUUACUUCCAUUGAUCUAUUGUUACAAGCAUGACCAUGACGAUGGUGACGAGGACGACGGUCGUCGACAACGAAGCUUUUCAAGUGGACAAGCCACGGUGCAGGCCCCAAUUCCAAUCCUGCCAGUAUCGCAGAGUCGGCUGGUCUUUGAUUCUGAUUCUGGUUCUGGUUCUGGUUCUGGUUCUGGUCCAGAAUCCGAUCUGGUCAGUAGGUUGGAAGUUCAGGCCGAGAGGACUUUUGCAAGGUUGUCCAAGGACGAGUCGGCGCAAGCGCAGGGAGCCUGGAUGCUGAAGGACAUGUAA